AUGGGCACAAGAAGCGACUACUCCAAGGUACCUCACCAGGACCAGGUUGACAGCCUCUCAACCACGCCGUCCACGGAGAACUACAAACCCAGCGGCACGGCAUCUGUCGACGCACAUGAGGCCGUUGCCGUUGCCGUCGUCGGCCACCGCCACAGCAGCAGCAAAUGGUCACAGCUGAGGAAUGACUACUGGUUCGACGAGGUUGCCAGCUUAAUCCUCGGGAUCGUCGCUAUUGGGGCGAUCUGCGCCGUCCUCGCGACCUACGAUGGACAACCUGCGCCUCGCCUGCCGCAUGGCAUCACGCUGAACGCCAUCGUGUCUUUUCUCGCGACCAUCGCCAAAGCGUGCUUGCUUGUCCCUCUGGCGUCGGUGAUCGGUCAAGGGAAGUGGCUGUGGUUCCUCAACAGUCACAAGCUCGGAGAUAUACAAACAUUGGAUGCGGCCAGCCGUGGCCCCAUGGGCGCCGUACAAAUGCUCACGACUCGACGGGGAGGCUUCCUCGCUUCCAUAUCAGCCGCGGCGGUGUUGCUCUCCGUCGGAUUCGAUGCGUUCGUCCAGCAACUGAUCACCUACCCUUUGCGACAAACCUCGCAGCAAUCCGACCUCGCCCGGAUACGGACCAUGGUAAAUCAGUCGACCUCGUCCAUCAACUUUCUGGAUCUCCCCUUCUGGUCCGCCGUCCAAAGCGGGAUUUAUGACGGCCAGUCGAGCCCGCGUUCGGUCCCCUCAUGUCCCCAAGGGAGCUGUGAGUGGCCCGUCUACCACUCGCUCGCGUUCUGCAGCAAAUGUGUCAACAUGACGGACCAUGUCACCAUGACCACGGAACCGGGAUCCCUGGUGCCCUUGAACGCCAGUCGCAUCAUUGAGCAGUAUGUGCCGUACAUCUCGGCCUAUACACUGGCAACCGAUGGCAAUCAAUCAGUCGUCGUGCUGCGUAACCAAUCGGUCCAAUUCCCAAACGGCGUGCCGGGCCAGGUCAUCUUUUCGGUCGAUGUCGACGGGCCCGCCAUCUACAAUGAGAACGGCACGGCGGAGAUCCCGAACUCAUGCGGCCUAGACAUGAAUUACACCACUGGCCUGGUCUGGCCGCUCAACAUCCCCGACCCGGCGCAGCUGGACUUGUUCGAGCUCGGACCGAACACCUGGCUGGGUGGCACCUACGCCGGCAUCAAGAACCCCCUGCUGGCCCUUGGCAGCAUCAGCAUGUAUUGGAACACCGACGGCACACAAGUUGAGUUGAAGUCCGCCUCCGAAUGUGCAUUAACCCUUUGUGUGAACGAGUAUCAAACCAAAGUCAACGGCACGACAGUCACGUCCUCGAUCCUGUCGACCACGUAUGGUGAAGUCCAAGCCCACUCAGGCCUCGGGUACGCCACCUGGUCCGCCGAGGUCAACGGAACCACCUACUUUCUCGGCGACGGCAUCAACUUCGCCCCCAACGACCCCAACGGCGCCGGACAGGACGGCGAGCAGCUCACGGGCAUCAUCCAAACGAUGCUCGACGUCACCGUCGGGAACAAGUACUACAUGGGUCACCUCGACUGCACGGUCGACCAGGACAACGCGACCAACAGGACGGUCGUGACCGAGUGCUACGCAGAAGACGAGUUCGACGGCACGGUAUACUCGUCGACCGAGAUGCAGAUUAUCGACACCACCCCUCGCGGCGUCGAGGCUAUGCUUGAAAACAUCGCCGCCGCCACGACCGACCUGUUCCAGCGCUACGGCAACGUCGACGUCACGGGCUCUGCGGUGGGGGCGGAGAACUUUGUCCAGACCCGGUGGUGGUGGAUUUCGCUACCCGCAGCCGUGGUGGUGAUGGCGAUGGUCUCGCUGGCGGCCACGAUGUACUCGACCAAGCGGCGCGGGAUUGGGAUCUGGAAGACGGCUCUGUUGCCGAUGGUGUUCAGGGGGCCCUUUGUGGAAGAUGGUAUGCGAGGAGGAGGAGUUGGUGGUGGCGAAGGGAAGAUCGCAGGGGGACACGAUCUUGGUGGGGAUGGGGAACGCCUCAGCACAAUGAAGAGCGCUGCUGAGGUGGUCAAUGUGGAAUUGCCUCACGACUCCCCAAUCCUGUACCUCAUCCGUCACGGCGAGAAGCCUCCCAAGGAGGCCGACGGCGACGACAGCCCCGGUCUUUCGGCCCAAGGCAUCACGCGCGCCCAGGGGCUCGUACAGGUCUUUGGUCACGACAGCCCGUACAAUAUUGGAUACAUUAUUGCGCAGAAACCCAAGUCCGAUGGCAGACAAACCCGCCCGUACUUGACGGUGUCGCCCCUCGCUCAGUCUCUCCAGCAAUACAACGUCCCCUUCAACUACACCAUCGAAAGGGACCACGUCGGCAAGGUCGCCGACGCCGUGCACGAUUACAUCAAGGGCAAAGGCGACUAUAUCGGCAAGGGGAAUGUCCUGAUCUGCUGGGAACAUGAGACGUUGGAGAAGGUUGCGGCGGCCAUCGGCGUGCAGGACGUGCCGGACUACCCGGGUAAAAGAUUCGACAUCAUCUGGACGAUAAAGGCCCCGUAUGACAAGAUUGACAGCAUCACGUCGGAGGAUGUGCCAGGGCUGGACAAUCACUCGGCAACUCCGUCCUGA
Molecule: messenger RNA, 2592 nt
Organism: Fonsecaea erecta
Lineage: Eukaryota; Fungi; Ascomycota; Eurotiomycetes; Chaetothyriales; Herpotrichiellaceae
Exons: 8
Coding region: 1-2592 (863 amino acids)
Source: RefSeq, a predicted model, not a curated record